Molecule: messenger RNA, 303 nt
Organism: Staurois parvus
Lineage: Eukaryota; Metazoa; Chordata; Amphibia; Anura; Ranidae
Source: the annotation of a GenBank genome assembly
UUGGCCUUUUUUUGUUUAUAGAGUGAAAAAUAAAAAGUGCACAGGUGAUCAAAUACCACCAAAAGAAAGCUCUAUUUGUGUGAAAAAAAGGACGUCAAUUUUGUUUGGGUGCAGCAUUGCAUGACCGCGCAAUUAUCAGUUGAAUUAGUGCAGCGCCGAGUAGCAAAAAGAGGCCUGGUCAUUAAGGGGGGUAAAUCCUCUGGAGCUCAAGUGGUUAAGGAGCGAUGUCAGCCCUUCACUAGUUAUCUGUGUGAAAAUUCUCCCUCCAGAUUCUCCAGCCCAGAGAGAGGUCUUAGUUACUUU